CCCGCGUUUUCGGUUUGGCGAUGGACGUCACAUCACCCUUGAGGCUCACCGAUCCCGAGCAGCGGACUGGUAUACUGAGUGAACUUUUAUGCCUGUUUGACAGAUCUUUCCAGCCCGUCAACUACUCGAGUAAACCAUUCUUAAAGAGUGUGACAUGGAGCCUGGAGCCGGACGAAACAAGGUAUCGAAGCGAUCCUCGAAUGCCUGCGUGAGGUGCCGCCGUCAGAAGAUCAAAUGCUCUGGCUCUCAGCCGUGUGAUGCCUGUGGCAAGCGGAGACAGUCGUGUAUCUUUGACGAGAGAGACCAGCGGAUUGUCGUCACCAGAGGAUAUAUCAUCGACCUUCAACAGAGGAUCGAACGGUGGGAAAGGAGCCAGAGCACCAAUGAGCCUACCCUUGCCUCGGUCGAGGGCGGACCUCGUGCCAGCAAAGCAAGAAACAGUGAGGGCGAUGUUGAUAUUCCCAUGAGGGAUGACUCAAGCGGCGGCCCAAAUGCUGCAGAGAGUACACAAGAGAAAGGCAGCGCGGAAGCCCGGCACAAACCACCGCCAGUAGAUCCCGUUGCUUCCACCCUGACCAACCCUCUAUCGACCGGCCAGUCCGAGUACACAACAGCCCCGGAUGGAAGGAUACUGUACCUCGGGACGUCUUCGAAUUGGUCCUUCGUGCGCCGCCUCCUCAGCAUCACGCACCAGCACGUCAACAAGACCCCCUUGCCGACCAACGCCCUUCUUUUUGACGCCACGGCCUACUCUCUGGACUGGAAUGGCUACAGGACCGGAGAUGCGCCAGAGAUGCCGGCUCUCCCGACGCAAGACUACGCCAUCUACCUCGUCAACGCCGUCAAGUUCCACUGCGGCCAGAUGUUCCACCUCUUUGACGAAGAAACCUUCAUGAAGUCGCUUGGCCACUUUUACUCGGACCCCAAUCCGAGGCCGGACCCGACUGAUCUAUGGUUCAUCCACUAUCUCCUCAUCCUCUCGUUCGGGAAGGCCUUCACCACGAAGACGAGCCGCGGUAGAAGGCCUCCGGGCCACGACUUCUUCGUCAAGGCGAUGCAGCUGCUCCCGGACCUGGUUGUCCAGCUGCGAGAACCGGUGCUGUCUACCGAGAUUCUUUGCUGCGUUUCCCUGUACAUGCAAUGCAUCGACUUCAGGCACCAUUCAAAUAACUUUAUAGGCCAGGCUCUCCGGUUCGCACUCGGGGAAGGCAUGCAUACAGAUAUGCCGGCACAGCAGCUUGGAGAGUCGCACGUCGAAAGAUGUCGCAGGCUGUGGUGGACGGUGCAUAUCCUGGACAGGGAGAUGACAUCCUUGUUUGGACUGCCUCCGUCGAUCCAUGAUGAUUACGUCCUGUGCCAGCUCCCGACCUACUCAGGGUCCGUACAACGGACGGCCGCCCUCCGCAUGCGGGUCAGGCUCUCCGGCGUGAUAGGGAGCAUCAACAGGAAGGUUUACGGUCUCGACGGGAGACUGAACAAUAAGUUCAUGCUCGGUACCAAAGAAGUGCUCGCCAGCGUCGCGGAAGUCGCCGACGAGCUCCAACAGUCCUUUGCGCUGCCGCUGGAGAAGGACACAAGCUGCGUCUCAAGAACGUCGGCCCACCUUCACCUCCUUCACCAUCAAUGUAUCGUGCUCGCCACCAGACCGUUGCUCUUCUGCUUCCUGAAGAUCCGCUUCGAGUCCCAGAGCAAAUGCACAGAGCUCCUGGGUUCCUCUCAGACGGUCCGAAACUUGAUCCAGAUGUGCAUCGACUCCUCGCAGCAAAUGGUGUCCAUCUUGGAUUGUCUUCAGUCACAAGGGCUGCUAGAGACUUUUCUUCCUUUCGACCUCGAGGCAAUAUUCAUCUCCGCUAGCAGUCUGUUGCUAGGUCCCGCGAUAGACCCGGAGUGCUUCGGGUGCCUUGAUUCCUCGCUGGAGAAGGUCUACGCGGUCUUUGACGAGAUGAUCAUGGCCGGGAACGCCAUCGCCAAGUUCCGGAAGUCGGAGCUGCAGCAGCUGGAAAGCAUGCUGCAACAGCUCACUCCGUGGCCGUCCCAGGCCUCGGAGCAGGCGACUCUCGUAGGCGACGCGGGGCAGACGCAACCUCGCGAGGACGCAAGCCCUCCGGACACGGUCAUUUCGUCAAUGACGACAGACCCUUCGCAGCACGAGAGCUAUUCGUCCUCGAUACCGGGGACCAUGGACGAUAUGAGCUAUGAUAGCGGUCUCACGAUGGCGCAGUUGCUGGAUAUGGCGAACUCCAUUGAGCAGGAGGACUCGGAGUGGAUGUCUCAGACGAUAGUUGAGCAUAGCAUCUGGUAGCCCAGGAACCAAAAGUUGUUUCGGCGAUGUCUUCUUCCCUUUCCCAUUGCCCGAAUUC
This is a messenger RNA of Colletotrichum destructivum, 2360 nucleotides long. RefSeq lists its product as uncharacterized. Bases 155 to 2302 code for a protein of 715 amino acids. Gene Ontology annotation, cellular component: nucleus. Gene Ontology annotation, biological process: DNA-templated transcription; positive regulation of transcription by RNA polymerase II. The record is from RefSeq and is a predicted model, not a curated record. Gene Ontology annotation, molecular function: DNA-binding transcription factor activity, RNA polymerase II-specific; zinc ion binding; sequence-specific DNA binding. The transcript has 9 exons. Lineage: Eukaryota; Fungi; Ascomycota; Sordariomycetes; Glomerellales; Glomerellaceae.